AUGACUAGUCUCUUCCAGCUGCUUCUCGAUGCCCUUAUCAGUCUUGCUCCUUCCAUCAAGCUUGAAGCUGAAUGGGAAUCUGAUUCUGUGCUUCCUUUCCUUGAUGUAUUUGUCCACCGCUCGGCUACAGGCUUUUUUUUUCCCCGUUUAUCGCAAGCCCUUGAACAGUGGCAGUUGUACUUUAUGGUGUUCUACUAUGACAUGUUGUACUUUAUGGUGUUCUACUAUGACAUGUUGUACUUUAUGGUGUUCUACUAUGACAUGUUGUACUUUAUGGUGUUCUACUAUGACAUGUUGUACUUUAUGGUGUUCUACUAUGACAUGUACUUUAUGGUGUUCUACUAUGACAUGUACUUUAUGGUGUUCUACUAUGACAUGUUGUACUUUAUGGUGUUCUACUAUGACAGUGGGAUUAACUCUAAUUAUUUCCCAGGUGACAAGUCUUUGAGAGCUGUCAGCAGUGAUGUCUUCCUCCGGCGACAAGAGCUGGUCUCGACUGCCAUUAGUGUAGAGGUGAUGGUGGACGCCCUGACCCUGCAAGUCAACGUCGACGGUAAGCAGGUGUUGCGUCAACACAACGUAACUACGAGAGUAUCGCCGACCACCUACGCCACAGCACACCGCGGGGUGCACAUAGUGUGCGUUGACCCACGGCAUGGCACCUCUACCCUUAUCGCCUACUACCGCACCUGGCAGCCUAGGGCCACCAAGGGCCUGGUUGACACACUCACCAGCCUCCAGCCUGGCACUCUGCUCGUUCUGGCCGCACCUGGUGACUGGCGGUUCUUUCUUGAUGAAGAGACCAACAACUUUAUGGAAGAUUUCUUGCGAGGGUGGUGGGUGAGGGACGUGUGUCAUGGAGAGAUGUGGGCGGCUGUAGCUACGGUGGGUGGGCCACUGUGGGGUGAGGCAGCAACCACACUCAGGAUAUACAACUCUAGUUCCUCCUCGCCUCUCUGGCUGACAGUGUCGGUGCCAAGAGACCAGUCGGGACGCUGGUGUGGAUGGUACAACCUGCCAGAGCUGCAGCAACGUGCUGCCUUCUGUCAGAAAUAUGAAGGUUAUGGUGCCUUCUGUCAGUGUCAACACCCAUCCUCUCUCACUCCUCAUCUAGCUCCGGCGCUGCUGCUGAAGGAACCCAUCCCUAUCGUCAUUGUCACCUCACGGCAUCAGUACAAGGUCCUCAGGCAAGUGCAGCAGUUGUGGACACAAGCAGGGGGCGGCAAUACCUCCAUCCUGCUGGCAGUGGAUGGGUACCAGCAGGAAGCAAAAGACUUCGCUAGUGUGCUUGGGCUGCCAGCAGUGUACCAUGACAACCCCGCCCCUCCUGGAGACAUGGUCCGCAUUAAUGAACACAUCAAGUUCGCUAUCUUCCAAGCUUUCAAUUUCUUCCCUUCAGCUGAUAAAAUUAUUAUCCUAGAGGAUGAUCUAAUCCUGGCUCCUGACUUUAUCAGUUAUUUCCAUCAGACAGCACCAUUGCUGGACGCAGAUGAGACCAUCUUCUGUGUGAAUGCCUUUAACUACAAUAGCUUUAAGCCGACAGCUGUGGACACUUCGCGCCUGUACCGUGAGCAGAUACUGCCAGCUUAUGGUUGGAUGGUGAACCGCCGCUGGGCUCGGGAAGUGCUUCCUCUCUGGCCCAAGAGAAGUCACGGUGUGGAUUGGGACUGGUUCCUGCGAGGGUUGGUGCAACACCAGCGGGAUGUUGUGACACCAGAGGUACCACGGACCAUGCAUGAUGGCAGUGGUGGAGUCCAUGUCACUGGCUGGGAGCAGGCAGCUUACUUCGACCGCCGGGCACUUAACACAGAUCCCAAAGCCAAACUAAAUGUUUCAUAUCUGACCGCUGAUUCCUACGAAUUGUUCCUAGAGAAGGAACUCUCAAGAGCCACACUACUGAAGAUACGUGAGCAUCCCUGCAGGAAGGAGUACGUACCCAAGGCCAAGGUUGGUAGCUUCCUCGUCUAUUACCAUGGAGAGACUGAGAAGGACCAUCACCUCUCCUACUUCACUCUUAUUGGGGUCAGUUUCAUACAGCACUGUCUUUGUUACAAAAAUAAAAUCCUGGUUUAGACCAUUACUCGUUACUCUGUUUUCUACUGUAUUCAUUUUUAUUGUGCGUGUCAAAUUUUAAAAAAUGCAUAUUAAACCAUAAUGUUUGGUAAAUACGAUUUUAUAAAUCUAAGUA
This is a messenger RNA of Cherax quadricarinatus, 2188 nucleotides long. Lineage: Eukaryota; Metazoa; Arthropoda; Malacostraca; Decapoda; Parastacidae. The record is from RefSeq and is a predicted model, not a curated record.